Pieris macdunnoughi is the source of this 3162-nucleotide messenger RNA. The record is from the annotation of a GenBank genome assembly. NCBI's taxonomy places the organism in Eukaryota, Metazoa, Arthropoda, Insecta, Lepidoptera, Pieridae.
AUGGAGCGAGGCCAUGAGAAGCGUCAUACCAAACAUAAGGAGAAGCACAAGAAACAUUCGCACAAGAAGCACAGAAGCAGCUCUGGUGGUACUCAUGAUCAAUCUUAUGCUACGAGUAACUCAGUUAAGCCCUUAGUGGAGUAUUCAGAUGUAAGCUCUGAAGACUUAUCAGCCCCGGAGGCUGGUGAGAUUGAGAGCGAGGCUAGCUCUAUUGGCAGGCACAUAGCUGAUGAUCUAGAUCGAACUAGAAAAUCACACUCUGUGCGCACAUUUCUUGAUAACAAGAUAUCAGUAACAACAACCAGUCGUCGGGAUGAAUACCCACCUGUUCGUGAAUCUUCAGCUGUGAGGACUAAACUUGACUUGGAGUAUGAAAAUGUUGAUUAUGAUAGAUACAAAAAGAAAGGUAAAAAGAAAAAAGACAAGAAGAAGAAAAAGAAGAAGUCGAAACAUGUUUCAAGAUCAGCUAGUCUUGAGAGUGUUUCACCAGAUGAUCAUGUCUUAGAGAAAACUGUACCCAGACCUCCUAGUCCCCAGAGAUAUUCUCAAGUGCCUAUUAGUGAAUGGGAAAAGCCUUCAUCACCUCUUCGCAAUGGCUCCUGUUCACCUCUUUCUCCGACUACACCUCCUAUGGCAAGAAGUAAAUUAAGUCCUCUGAGGCAUCGGGUUGAACAUCACGAUCAUUUACUGCAUUAUUCACCUCAUAGGGAACGUUCUCCUAUUAUUAGCAGUACAAGCAGCAGACGCCGUCAGAAAUCAUCAACUCCUCGGACACCAUCCAUCCCAUACCAUGAGACUGUCACAAUUGAAUCUGACAAUGACGAUUACGAUCGCUCUAGAAGGGAUUAUUGGCAAGAACCCCACAGGAUGAAUGAUAUUAUGAUUAUAUCAGACUCACCUGUUCACGAGUCUCGAAUGCGUGACUACAGUCCGCGACGGCAUCGCAAGCGCAGCCCGCAUAGACGUAGGAGCCGUGAAAGGGAACGCCAUAGGGAUCAUCGUGUACAUAUUCGGUCAAAUAGUCGUAGUUCAAUGAAGCGUCGACGUUCGAUGUCGCGCUCUCGUCGCCGGUCAUCGUCACCGCCGAGACAUAGGCCGAGGCAUAAGGACCCCAGUCGGGAUAGGCAUAGAAGCAGACACGAUUCCCCGAGUCCACCAACAGUACUCCAACGUAGAAUAGACUUCAAGGAGAAAAUCAGUGAUACAAGUCUAUUUGCUGAACUUGUCAAGGACAAACAUAAACGGGCAAAGAAACUGCAGGAGAUUCUAAACCAGAAGGAAGAGGAAUCUCAAGGUGCCAUAUCCAGUACAGCAUCUAUCAACAACCCGGACAUUCUCACUAUUGAUGAACUUUCCAAUACUGAAACCGAUAGUUUGACACAGGUAUCCAAAGAAAAUGGCGAUUCAAAUAAGGGACAAGAUGUAGUGGACAUUCCAAUGCCGCUCCAGGAAGAGAGCCAGCCACCUUUGCCACUGUCUGAGCCAGAACCACCAUUAAAACCCCCUGAUGAUGUUGUCAUUGCCAACGGAGAUACUGCUAGUAAUGGUUCAGAGAACACAUCUACUCCACCUGUACAAGGUGUAAAACAAAGUAUAGUGGAAAGUGUAGUUUUGAACAGCCAGCAGCCUCCUCUGCCUAAGCCUAAAAGCCUAACUAAACUGCCCAUGCCACCUAACACGCAGGUAGAAGAUCUUAAAACCCUUGCCAAUGACAGUCCACUGAGUACUCCAACAUUAAGCCCUGUCAAGAAACCUGAGAAGCCUAAAAAGACUGGAAUCAUGAAUCUACCCAUGCCACCUGUGAUACCAGGUUCAGAAGAAUUGAGUGGAGAUGAGAUGGAAGGCUCCACACCACCGCCGGUGUCUAACUCCGAUAGGUAUUCACACGUUUUUACAAGGAAGAAUAAUAAGGAUAUACCGUCUGCUGCAAAACUGAAAAGGCCGCGGAUCCUAAAACGGCGUGGGUCAAAAGUUGUCCCCGUCGCAACGAGCACGCAUCAUGCUAAGGAUUGGGGAGAAAAAUGUGUUGAUGGCUUCCAGGUCAUAACCCAAAUAGGUGAGGGUACAUAUGGUCAAGUGUACAAGGCCAAAGAUAAAAACACUGGUCAACUGGUUGCCCUCAAAAAAGUCAGAUUAGAAAAUGAAAAGGAGGGAUUUCCAAUCACAGCCGUGAGGGAAAUUAAAAUCCUCAGACAGCUGAAUCAUAAGAAUAUCGUUAAUUUGAGGGAAAUUGUCACGGACAAACAAGAUGCUAUGGACUUUAGAAAGGACAAAGGCUCGUUCUACUUAGUAUUUGAAUACAUGGACCACGAUCUCAUGGGUCUACUCGAGUCCAAAAUGGUUGAUUUCACCGAGUCCCACAAUGCCUCCAUAAUGAGACAGCUUUUGGACGGCUUGGCUUACUGUCAUCGGAAAAACUUUCUACAUCGGGAUAUCAAAUGCAGUAAUAUUUUGAUGAAUAAUAAAGGUGAAGUAAAAUUAGGCGACUUCGGUCUCGCGCGGCUCUGGUCAGCAGAAGACAGACAGCGGCCAUACACCAACAAAGUGAUCACUCUGUGGUACCGGCCACCUGAAUUGUUACUCGGUGAAGAGCGAUAUGGCCCAUCAGUUGAUGUAUGGUCCAUGGGGUGUAUCUUGGGGGAAUUGUUUCAAAAACAUCCAGUGUUUCAGGCUAACAUGGAAAUGAUGCAACUCGAAAUGAUAUCUCGGGUGUGUGGCACCCCCGUCCCAGGUGUGUGGCCGAAUGUCGUAAAUCUUCCUCUAUGGCACACGUUGAGGCCGAAACGGUUCCAUAAGCGAUGUGUUCGCGAACACUUUGCGUUUAUGCCCGCCGCGGCGUUGCACUUGCUCGAUCGGAUGCUUGAGUUGGACCCGGAUAAGAGAAUCACGGCCGAGGAGGCCUUAAAAAGCGCUUGGUUGAAGAGUGUUGUGCCGGAACAAAUGCCAGCACCAGAAUUGCCGACAUGGCAAGACUGUCACGAGCUGUGGUCCAAACAGCGCCGGCGUCAGCAAAGAGAACAGGAGCAGGGCAAGUCCAAGUACUCCGAAGACAAAGACUUCAAACAAAAUGAGUCCUCUAAUCAAUCUGACUCUAGCUACAAAAGUGAAUAUAAAUCAGACUUAAGGCCUGAACAGACACAGGAGGCUGGACAAGUUAAAUAG